Messenger RNA from Nomia melanderi (Alkali bee), 1151 nucleotides. RefSeq lists its product as uncharacterized. NCBI's taxonomy places the organism in Eukaryota, Metazoa, Arthropoda, Insecta, Hymenoptera, Halictidae. The record is from RefSeq and is a predicted model, not a curated record. Gene Ontology annotation, molecular function: odorant binding.
UUGUACUAUAUUCUAUUUACGAAAAUUCUUAAAAAUCCAUUUGUACUCGAUUAAUAUCCUAUAAAAAGAAAUUCUUGCUCUAAGAAUAUUAGGCUACAUAAACUGUGACUAAGUCUGUGAAAAUGAAGUCUGACUGUAUAAAAAUCUCAAAAAAUCUUCUAAUUCUAAUUCAUCUAGCUCUACACCUAACUCUAUAAUCCUACACCAUUUCGAUCCAUCUAAAGCGCCGUUAACUCGUUCGCAUAAGAAGACCAAACGAAGAAACCGAGAGUGGCAUGAUAUUUCGCUAGACGCAGGUUUCCCGCGAGAAUUACAGCGUUGGUUGUUGGCCAAUGCCAUCCUUAAUGCCACAGCCCCAAUCCAGUAAUUUCCGUGGUCGGGUACGCGCCUCGAUCGCAAACAAUCAUUUUCACGUGACGAUUCUGACACGAGCUGGCCGGUAAUGAGGACGUUUCGGGUGUACUUGACACGAUCUUGCGUAAUUCGGUUUAAAUCGGGGGAAUUAUCUCGUUUCCUGCCGCGCGCCGUGUCAUGUCCGAACACCUGGCUAUUCUGACCUCUAUAUAAGCGAUCGUCCCAGAGGAAUCGCGAUUCACCAGUAGCCGGAUCAACGAAAUCUGCCUCCAGGUCGUAUUAUCAACGCAAGAAUGAAGAUUAUCAUCGCUGUAGCUUGCCUAUUGGCCAUCGCGAGCUCCGCGCGCGGUCUGGACCAGGACGCCGUCAUAGCUAAGUACAUGGAGUAUCUGAUGCCGGACGUGAAACCGUGCGCGGACGAGUUCCACAUGACUGAAGAGCAAGCCUCGAACAUUCAAACGGCCGCGGCCACCAUGGACCUCAGGCAGAUGGGUUGCAUGAAGGCGUGCGUCAUGAAACGGAUGAACAUUCUGACUGGUCUUGACUUCCAUUUAGAACCGAUUUAUAAGAUGAUCGACACCGUGCACACUGGAAAUGAUGGAGAGAUCGCGGAUGUGAGGAACAUUGCUGAGAGCUGUGUCGCUGAGAUCAAUGGAGAGACUGACGAGUGCAACAUCGGCAACAAAUACACCGACUGCUAUAUAGCAAAGCUUUUCAGCUGAGGUAAUUCGCUAAAAGAUUGUUCUCGGAAGUUCUUCAACCGUCCGAUGUCAACCAAGUAUAUAAUGUUCAAUAAA